AUGAUUGACGUUGUGAAAUGGUGCCUGAAAAUUUCAUAUUUUUACGGACGCUUAACCGGAGUUCUAAACUUCGAAAUUGAUUUUAAGACGGGCAAAACUUUGGCCAACACGAGAAAUACAAUGUGUGCAGCUUGUACGCACUUCGUUUUGUUCGGUUCAAUGGUUUACAAUUUUAAACCAAGAGAGAUGAAAAGAAUGUGGACUUAUGCGAAUUCCCUUCACGAAUACGUGUUUAUGGUUUUAGCGUUCAUUCGGAUUAUAUGUGUUUCUCUGGCUUUGAUGAGCCGUUGGUCUCAGCGUCGGAGAUUUAUGCGGCUUUUUAACUCGUUCCGCCUUCUUUUUCUAUACAAUCCGAGAAUAAUGCAGAACUGCCGAAGAAGUAUUCUAAGCAAAUGCUUUUGUGUCACAAUGGCCGAGAUCCUACAGCUUUUUGUCGUUCUUACCAUGAUGCGAAAUACGCUAACUAUUUGGUUAGCUUUACGCAUUUGGGGAAUCUUGUGCCUGACAGCAAUAGUAAAUGUGAUCAUAACGCAGUAUUUUAUUGCAAUGGCAACAAUUCGAGGGCGAUACAGUCUCCUAAAUUACGAAUUAAAUGCGGUUGUAUCCGAAACAUUAACGCUAAUACCCAACGGAAGUGGAGUAUUUAUGACGAGAUGCUGUACCCUCGCCGAUCGCCUGGAAAAAAUUGCCCGCAACCAAUCUAAUUUACAAAAGCUAAUCAACAAAUUGACAAAAGCAUACCAAGGUCAAGUUCUUUGCUUGAUAAUCGCAUACUAUUUAAAUUUGGUUGGAAGUAUUUACAUUUUGUUCAGUAUACGCAAAUACGGCGGCUUAACGGAUGAUUGGCCAAUUUAUGUCACUGUUUGCAGCGUUUCUUGUUUAUUUUUUGUCUACCUCGAUUGUGGCCUCAACUGUUUUAACGUAUUUUACUUGUUGGACGACCACGAUAAGAUGGUGAAAUUGCUGGAUCAGCGAACUCGCUUUCAACCUGGUUUAGAUCACAGAUUGGAAGCGGUUUUUGAGAGCUUUGUUGUAAGCCUGGCGAGAAAUCCACUUAAGCUACGAUUUUUUGACGCCUUCGAAAUCGACCGUACAUCAUCGUUUGCUAUCGGUACCUCCAUACUAACUCACUCUAUACUACUGAUCCAAUAUGAUAUGGCACAUUACUAA
Messenger RNA from Drosophila ficusphila, 1170 nucleotides. It is a transcript of the gene Gr59d, whose product is annotated as putative gustatory receptor 59d. The transcript has 2 exons. The record is from RefSeq and is a predicted model, not a curated record. Gene Ontology annotation, biological process: sensory perception of taste. Lineage: Eukaryota; Metazoa; Arthropoda; Insecta; Diptera; Drosophilidae. Bases 1 to 1170 code for a protein of 389 amino acids. Gene Ontology annotation, cellular component: membrane.